AGCGACGUCUUGUCGGAGAGCCGUGAGCCAAUGGCUGCAGAGAGAAGUGAGCCUCAUGGUGCGCGUCUUUAAUUCCCUGCAGACAGAAUCCAGAAUUACCCGUCAAGAUGCGCUUCAUGCUGCUGUUCAGCCGCCAGGGGAAGCUGCGCCUGCAGAAGUGGUACGUCCCGCUGGGCGACCAGGAGAAGAGGAGGCUGGGCCGCGAGCUGGUGCAGACCAUCCUGGGACGCAAGGCCAAGAUGUGCAGCUUCCUGGAGUGGAGGGACCUGAAGGUGGUCUACAAGAGAUACGCCAGCCUGUACUUCUGCUGUGCCAUCGAGGAGCAGGACAACGAGCUGAUCACCCUGGAGGUCAUCCACCGCUACGUGGAGCUGCUCGACAAGUACUUCGGCAGCGUGUGUGAGCUGGACAUCAUCUUUAACUUUGAGAAGGCCUACUUCAUCCUGGACGAGUUCCUGCUGGGUGGAGAGGCCCAGGAGACGUCCAAGAAGAGCGUCCUGAAGGCCAUCGAGCAGGCCGACCAGCUGCAGGAGGUGUCCUGGUGCCAAAUAUGGCCUCAGAAUCCUCAGGUCUAUUCCAGAAUUAGACCUCUGAGCCCCAUCUUGAGUUCUUUAACGUGCCUGUGUACUGAUUGGCUGUCAUCGCUGAUGAUGCUGUCCUCCUGCACGCUGCGCUGCUUAGCCCCGCCCACCCCUGUCUGCCCACCCGCCUCAUGUUACAGCAUGUGGAACAUGUUAUAGUAUAUUAAAACAUGUUAUAGCAUGUAAAACAUGUUACAACAUCCAUCUUACUACCCACACGUUACAACAUGUACCUUAAACUUCAUAGCUGUUAACAUGUACCCUUCUGAUAUAAAUGUUACAAAAUAUACGUUAUGACGGACAUGUUACGACACACUUUAUGCAAGUUAAAUAUCCAUGUUAGUGUGCAUCAUUAUAUCAUGUGAUGCUAGCUCCAACAUUAGCACUAUUAACAUUAGCACUUUUAACAUAAGCACUAGCGACAUUAGCACUAGCAACAUGAGCACUAGCCACAUUAGCAGCAGCAACAUUAGCGCUAGCCACAUUAGCAGCAGCAACAUUAGCGCUAGCCACAUUAGCAGCAGCAACAUGAGCACUAGCCACAUUAGCAGCAGCAACAUUAGCGCUAGCUGAAGCCUUCAGUUCUUGGGUCCUGAGAUGCCAGCUCAGUGUUCUGGAGGCAUCAGAGGCCAGGGCCCUCUUGGUGAUGAAGGGUUUUGACUGGGGGAGAUGGGACCUCAACCGUGACAUCUUGGAGAUGCUGGUGCCAACAAUGUUCAAGUGUUUGUAAUGUUGCUGGGAAACCCAACUUUAUUAAAACCUACAAUCUGUGAUGCCCACGCCGCACCGACACACGCACUUAAUCAGCAAACACUUCCUGACAUUACUCAAGGAUAGGCUUGAGAAUUGUAUUUGAAGGAGAAUAACUUCAUCAUCUCUGCCAGUUUAACAUGAAUCACGACCACAAAACAAAGCUGUUGUUCUGAGAUGUGUCAUAAUCUUCCCUUGACUCCAGAUGCAGUCUAAUGUCAUGUUUGUUGAGUCAUGCGUGUGUUGGAGAAGGUGAGAUGAUCAAAACGUGCUCGUUCGAGCGGUGCAGUUCUAGUUCACACCACUAGAUGGAACCAAUGCAGCGACAGAUAAUCCUCCAUCUGUUAAACCAGAAGUUCAUUCUGGAUUUAUGUAUAAGAUAUCAAUUUACCAACCAUACAGUAUAAACAUAUACAUUACUGAGGAUUUAAGGGCGAACGAGAUAAUCAGACACUGUAGAACCUUAUUUGAAGUUUAUCUGACGAUAAAGAUGAAGUUGUUGAAGCUAGGUUCAAGAAACAGAAGUCAGAGGUCAUUAGAGAAAUUUAAAGAUUUCAAUGAAUCCAGGGAACAAUUUAAGAUUGUGGGUUUAAUUUAAAAUUAUUAUAAAUUAUUGUUAUUCUUUUAAUGGUAACGCCUUAGGGUUUUUUUUUCUUUGAAACUCUAUAGCACUUUGAGAUUUUCGAAUGUAAAGUGCUCUACAAAUAACCUGCAUUAUUAUUAUUAGCUAUUUUUUUCAAUUUUUAUGUUUGGAAUUAUAUUCAUAUUUUAAUGAUUUUAUGUAUAGAAAUUAUUUCUAUUUAUAGAUUUAUACGAUUUGUUACUACAUAUUAAUUAUUACAAAUAUUUCCACAGGGUUUAUAUGAAUGUUGCGGAAAAGUCCUAUAAUCAAUUCUUUAAAAUAAAAGAACAAUCACUUUUUUUUAUUGCAAAGCUAUUGUAGAAGUUGAAAUGUUUGAUAUGAUGUAAUCACCCUUGUGUUUGACUCAAAAUAAAAUGUAUUCCUCUAA
This is a messenger RNA of Gadus macrocephalus (Pacific cod), 2341 nucleotides long. RefSeq names its product AP-1 complex subunit sigma-2-like. The transcript is spliced from 6 exons. Gene Ontology annotation, cellular component: intracellular membrane-bounded organelle; membrane coat; AP-1 adaptor complex. NCBI's taxonomy places the organism in Eukaryota, Metazoa, Chordata, Actinopteri, Gadiformes, Gadidae. Bases 108 to 740 code for a protein of 210 amino acids. Gene Ontology annotation, biological process: vesicle-mediated transport; intracellular protein transport. Gene Ontology annotation, molecular function: clathrin-cargo adaptor activity. The record is from RefSeq and is a predicted model, not a curated record.